Heterocephalus glaber (naked mole-rat) is the source of this 1009-nucleotide messenger RNA. Lineage: Eukaryota; Metazoa; Chordata; Mammalia; Rodentia; Bathyergidae. The record is from RefSeq and is a predicted model, not a curated record.
GUUUAUUGAAUAUCAUAAUUCUUCCCUUUCCCUGAAGAUAAACCAGUGACAUGGAAACUAAAAACCACAGUGGAGCAUCACAGUUCCUCCUCCUGGGUCUCUCAGAGAAUCCUGAGUUGCAGCCCCUUCUCUUUGGGCUCUUUCUGUCCAUGUACCUCCUAGAAGUGCUUGGGAAUCUGCUUAUUAUCCUGGCUGUGAGCUCUGACUCCAAUCUCCAUGCCCCGAUGUACUUCUUCCUCUCCAACCUGUCUUUUGUGGACAUCUGUUUCAUCUCUUCUUCAGUCCCCAAGAUGUUGGUGAACAUCCAGGCACAGAGCAAAGACAUCUCCUACAGGGAGUGCCUCACUCAGGUGUAUUUUUUAAUGCUUUUUUCUGCAAUGAAUGAUCUUCUGCUCACUGUGAUGGCCUAUGACUACUUUGUGGCCAUCUGUUACCCCCUAAACUACACAGUCAUUAUGAACCACCAAUUUUGUGGCCUUCUGGUUCUGAUGUCCUGGAUGAUCAUUUUCUGUGUCUCUGUGAUUCAAAUUUUCCUGAUGAUGCAGAUCACUUUCUCUACAGGCACAGAAAUCCCUCAUUUCGUCUGUGAACUAGGUCAGGUUCUUAAAGUGGCGAGCUCUGACACAUUCAUCAUUAACAUCCUUGUCUAUGUGGUAACUUCUCUUCUGGGUGUGUUUCCUGUGACCGGGAUCUUCUUCUCUUACACUAGGAUCAUCUCCUCCUUACUGAGGAUGUCUUCCUCUGCAAGCAGGUAUAAAGCAUUUUCUACCUAUGGGUCUCACCCCUGUGUGGUCUCCUUGUUCUAUGGAACAGCACUAGGGGUGUAUCUCAGUUCAGCUGUUGCUCAUUUUUCCCAGGGAAGCAUGAACACCUCUGUGAUGUACACUGUGGUGACCCCCAUGCUGAACCCCUUCAUCUACAGCCUGAGGAACAAGAAUGUGAAAGGGGCCUUGGGCAGACUCUUCAUCAGAGCAGCCUCUUGUCCUUCAUGGACCAGUGUUCUCUGAAA